AUGGAGGACACGGCCCAGGUCCAGUCUGAUCAAGGUGAAUAUCAGACUGUAAUAGCUUCAUGUUUGUGUUUGUGUGUGUCCUCUCUCUUCUUCUUCUGUUACGUCUGUUACACCGUCAGACUUGUACAAGAGACAUCAGUCAACGUUAAAUGUGUUCAGGUGGUGAUGCUGUCCCGGACCUCUGCACACGUGCGUCCUCUCUGCACCCGUCUCCUCAGCUCUCGGCCCCUCAUGUCGGACCCCUGCAGACCUGUGGAGACCUCCAUCAGGGCAAAGCUCACAGACGCCCUGCAGCCGGAGCACCUGGAGGUCCACAAUGAGAGCCACAUGCACGCGGUUCCCCCAGGCUCAGAGUCCCACUUCAGGGUCCUGGUGGUCAGCCCUCUCUUUGACGGUCUUUCCCUGCUGCAGCGCCACCGUCUGGUCAACACCGCGCUGCAGGAGGAGCUGAGCACCAGAGUGCACGCUUUAGCCAUCCAGGCCAAGAGCCCGCAGCAGUGGGCGGCCGACCCCUCUCUGGGCAAGAGUCCUGGCUGUCUGGGAGGCUCCAAGGGCGACCACACGGUCCAGAGCAAACUGCAGACAGAGCGAUAG
Knipowitschia caucasica is the source of this 594-nucleotide messenger RNA. The record is from the annotation of a GenBank genome assembly. NCBI's taxonomy places the organism in Eukaryota, Metazoa, Chordata, Actinopteri, Gobiiformes, Gobiidae.